AGCAACGUCCGGAGCAGGCAGGCAGUCUCUCCCUAAUGUAAGAUGGUGGCCGGUCUGGCAGCGGAGCGCGCAGAGCCUGAAGAUUACCCGUCUCUCACCUAAAGGUCGUUGGAGGAGCUCCCCGCAGCCCCCUUCCCGCUGCCCUGGAAGAGAGAGGGCGAGAAAAAGAGCGAGAGAGUAUUCGGGAGCCCGACAGCCGGUCGCCGUGGAGCAGAGACGACGAGGCGAGUCUUCAAGUUUCAUCAUUUUAGUUUUCUGUGCUGACUUUAUUCCUCCCUUAAGUUAUUAUAUACUUUUUUGCUGCUGUGUGGAAACAAAGAUGUCUCGCAGCCCAGAUGUAAAGGAAGACCCUGUGGAAUGCCCCCUUUGCAUGGAGCCUCUGGAGAUCGAUGACAUAAACUUUUUCCCUUGCACCUGUGGUUACCAGAUCUGUCGCUUCUGUUGGCAUCGAAUUCGCACUGAUGAGAAUGGGCUUUGUCCUGCUUGCAGAAAGCCAUAUCCAGAAGAUCCAGCAGUGUACAAACCACUCUCUCAAGAAGAGCUGCAAAGGAUAAAAAAUGAAAAGAAACAGAAGCAGAACGAAAGGAAACAGAAGAUAUCAGAGAAUCGUAAGCACCUGGCCAGCGUACGGGUUGUACAGAAAAAUCUUGUCUUUGUAGUAGGGUUGUCCCAGCGCCUAGCAGAUCCAGAGGUUUUGAAAAGGCCAGAAUAUUUUGGGAAAUUUGGUAAAAUACACAAAGUUGUCAUCAACAACAGCACAUCGUACGCAGGCUCACAGGGUCCAAGUGCAAGUGCAUAUGUAACCUACAUCCGGUCAGAAGAUGCACUCAGAGCCAUACAGUGUGUCAAUAAUGUGGUGGUAGAUGGAAGAACACUUAAGGCAUCUUUAGGUACCACAAAAUAUUGCAGUUACUUUCUGAAGAAUAUGCAGUGUCCAAAGCCAGACUGUAUGUAUCUACAUGAACUAGGAGAUGAAGCAGCUAGUUUCACAAAAGAAGAAAUGCAGGCUGGUAAGCAUCAAGAAUAUGAACAGAAGUUGCUUCAAGAAUUGUACAAGUUAAACCCCAACUUCCUUCAACUUUCUACAAAUACAGUUGACAAGAACAAGAACAAAGUCACUUCACUGCAGAGACCGAACAGUAAUAACAAAGAUGCCUGGCCAUCAUUACAGAGUUCAAGUAAAUCAGUCAACGGCUUAACAAUGGAACACAGGAAAACGCCUCCUAUUUUAGAAAAUGGCACAGACCCAGAACACAUGACUCCAGAUGGUCCAGAUUCAGAUUUCGGCCCUAUCGACAAACCUUCAGAUUCUCUCAGUAUAGGAAACUGUGAUAACUCACAACAGAUAUCAAAUAGUGACUCUCCUUCACCACCUCCUGGUUUAUCAAAAUCCAAUCCAGUCAUCCCCAUCAGUUCAUCUAAUCACAGUGCACGGUCUCCCUUUGAAGGAGCUGUAACAGAGUCACAGUCGCUCUUCUCAGACAACUUCCGACAUCCCAACCCAAUUCCAAGUGGACUCCCCCCAUUUCCCAGCUCCCCACAGACUUCUACUGACUGGCCCAUGGCUCCAGAACCACAGAGCCUCUUCACAUCAGAAACCAUCCCAGUAUCUUCCUCUACAGACUGGCAAGCGGCAUUUGGGUUUGGCUCUUCCAAACAGCAAGAAGAUGACUUGGGGUUUGAUCCCUUUGAUAUCACCCGCAAAGCCUUAGCAGACCUGAUCGAGAAGGAACUGUCGGUCCAAGACCAACCCUCCCUCUCGCCCACGUCUCUCCAGAACCCUUCCCCACACACUACAACCGCCAAAGGGUCAGGCUCUGGAUUUCUGCAUCCUGCUGCGCCCGCAAAUGCCAACUCUCUCAGUAGCACAUUUUCAGUCUUGCCACAGAGGUUCCCGCAGUUUCAGCAGCAUCGAGCAGUUUACAACUCCUUCAGUUUUCCAGGCCAAGCAGCUCGCUAUCCAUGGAUGGCCUUCCCACGCAAUAACAUCAUGCAUUUGAACCACACGGCAAAUCCCCCUUCAAAUAGUAAUUUCUUGGACUUGAAUCUCCCACCACAACACAGCACAGGUCUAGGAGGGAUCCCUAUAGCAGACAACAACAGUUCUGUAGAGAGUUUAAAUAUGAAGGAAUGGCAGGACGGGCUAAGGGCACUUCUACCGAACAUUAACAUCAACUUUGGUGGACUGCCCAAUGCUACUCCCCCCUCCAACGCCAACCACAGUGUACCAACGUCCAACACUGCCACCACCGACAGCCUGAAUUGGGACAGCCCUGGCAGCUGGAUGGACCCCGCAAUCAUCACAGGUAUCCCAGCCACCGCUGGAAACAGUUUAGAGUCCCUUCAAGAUGACAAUCCACCACACUGGCUAAAAUCGCUUCAGGCCCUCACAGAGAUGGAUGGCCCCAGUGCUGCCCCAACACAGACCCCCCACAAUAACCCCUUCAGCACACAGAUUCCUCUGCACAGAGCCAGUUGGAACCCUUAUUCCCCUCCUUCAAACCCCGGCAGUUUCCAUUCUCCUCCCCCAGGUUUUCAGACAGCUUUCAGACCCCCCAGUAAAACCCCCACAGAUCUACUACAGAGCUCAGCACUGGAUCGUCAUUAGGAAAAGAGUUUAAAACAUUAGAAAUGCAGGAAUAGCCCCACCAAAACUUCCCACACUCACCCAUGGUUUCCCCUCCAUAUUUUUUUUUCUGAGGAAUCCAGUUCUUGAUCAGACCUCGUUCUUGGCAGCCCCCAAAUGCAAUGCAAUCACAGGGUCAUGACCAUAUCUCUUUGUGUUCAAUUUCUGCUGAGCCAAUGUUUGAAACACGCUGUUUAAAAACUGUUUCUUUAAACAUAUUAAGAAAAAGAGAGAGAGAGAAAUCAAAGUACUGCCUUGGUACAUAAAAGGAGAAUAUUACUUUCAUAAAUCUUUUGCACUUAAUUAUUUUAGCCUAGCAAAAAUUUCAAGUCUACAGUAGGAGGAAGCAUAAUGUAAAAUCAAAAUCAAUGCAGGAAUGUAAAGCAGUUUAAUUUCAGCAAGAGAUUCAGGAUCUGGAAAGAAGCAGUUUGCUUAGUAUUUAUUUUGCAUUCUGUGUGUCAAUAAACGGGGAAAUAGCUUCUUAUUUUUCCUUAUUUUUUUUCCGGAAGAUUGGCAGAGUAUUGUCAGAUAUGUCAUGAAGUGGAUUGAAAGACAAUUUGCCUGUAGAAAUAACUGACAUGUUGCUAAGAAGUGGUUUAACAAGGGGGGAUUUUUUAAUUUUGGCUUUAGAUUUCAAGUAAACUUAACAUUUUAAAAAUAUUCACAGAUCUAAUACCUAGCAUUAUACAUGAUAUAAUUAUAAACAGCUGAAACACGAGUGAUAUUUUCUUCAGUCUUUCUGUCUCCGUCAGUCUCUCUUUCUUUUUUUUAAAUUCACCUGAUUUAAGGCACACUGGGAUAGCACUGCAUUGGGGCCACAUGAUCACCAUCCGGAGCGCAACUUUUGACGACCUCUGCCUGCAGCUUUUACUUAACCUUGUAGUUUCUGGACGUUUGUGCAGUAUUGAAAGACAGGAAAAAAAGAAACAGAUUUAAAUAAACAUGGUUAUAACCUGACGCUAAAACUAAAAAAAGAAAAAAAACACAAGGAAAUGUACCUCUUCAGAAUAAAAACUAAAAUCUAAAAUAAAACAAAACUUGAUGACA
This is a messenger RNA of Sphaerodactylus townsendi, 3673 nucleotides long. It is a transcript of the gene CNOT4, whose product is annotated as CCR4-NOT transcription complex subunit 4. Gene Ontology annotation, biological process: protein ubiquitination. Gene Ontology annotation, cellular component: CCR4-NOT complex. NCBI's taxonomy places the organism in Eukaryota, Metazoa, Chordata, Lepidosauria, Squamata, Sphaerodactylidae. Bases 320 to 2608 code for a protein of 762 amino acids. The transcript has 13 exons. Gene Ontology annotation, molecular function: metal ion binding; RNA binding; ubiquitin-protein transferase activity. The record is from RefSeq and is a predicted model, not a curated record.